AUGUUCGAGCGUCGCGCCGCCGAUCGGUAUCGUCUGCGCAUGCAUCGCGCCCGCACGGUCGCCCUCACUUCCGAUGAGAUCGUGGAAGUGCGCGCCGCUCAGCGAACCUUCGAAGGGGCCUACGUCCGCACCGCGCUGUCUCAGUUUUCCUUCGCUCUCGUCGUCCUCAAGAUCUUCACCAGCGAGUUCUACAGUACCGGGGCGCUGUUCGCCAUCUACGGGACAGGCGUGUUGAUUAUCGGGCUGUUCCGUCGUCAACAAGGAAACCGACAGUUCUUCUCCGAGGUCGGGGAGGAUGGCGUCCAUCGUCGCAAGUUCCGCACCAGUGGGAAUGCUGUUGUGGUGUUGACCGCCCUGAGCAUGGGUGCGUACGCGACACUGAUCGCUCUCACUUUACGACUCGACAAGUAG
Molecule: messenger RNA, 411 nt
Organism: Aspergillus terreus NIH2624
Lineage: Eukaryota; Fungi; Ascomycota; Eurotiomycetes; Eurotiales; Aspergillaceae
Exons: 2
Coding region: 1-411 (136 amino acids)
Source: RefSeq, a predicted model, not a curated record